Purpureocillium lilacinum is the source of this 1476-nucleotide messenger RNA. RefSeq lists its product as uncharacterized. The record is from RefSeq and is a predicted model, not a curated record. NCBI's taxonomy places the organism in Eukaryota, Fungi, Ascomycota, Sordariomycetes, Hypocreales, Ophiocordycipitaceae. Gene Ontology annotation, cellular component: mitochondrial inner membrane. Gene Ontology annotation, molecular function: magnesium ion transmembrane transporter activity. Gene Ontology annotation, biological process: mitochondrial magnesium ion transmembrane transport.
AUGACACCCUUUCGAGCCCUCAUCACGCUUGCUUUCGCCGCCACGGCCUGGGCCCUGCCGCAGACGGGCAAUGAAGCGCGUACCCUCACCUGCCUCAAGUGGUGCCCCGACAACUUCCCCAACCUCGGACUGGCCUGCAUAGCGCAGGCUGCACUUGGAAAGGGCCCGUGUUAUGAGUGCGGUCCCAAAAGCACGUCGACGAAGAAGAAGCUCUGCAACCGCAAGUGUAUUGACACGUCUGCCGACAAGAACAACUGCGGCGCCUGCGGAAAAACCCUGCGGCGAAACCGGCCAAGUUCCGUCCUGACCUUCUCGCCCGCGGUCGUGCGCGCCCCAAAGCCCGCGGUAAUACGAGCGUUCCACAGCGGCCAUCCGUGGCCCCGCCAGCCAGCGCCCACGGAGCGAACAAGUCAAGACACUGAUCUGUAUCAAUUGGCGCUCGACCUUGCGCGAACGCCGACAAACGGAAAUGUAUCCAUUGACUACAUUGUCGUCUCGCGGGAUGGUGCGCAAACGUCGCAGCGCCGCACAAAGUUUGACAUUGCCCAGGAGUACGGUCUCAGCACCCGGGACUUGCGCACCUUUGAUCUUCAAUAUGGCGCGCUCACACACUUCAUCAUUCGGGAGCGCUCCAUCCUCGCGCACCUCUUCGAUCUCCGCCUCAUCAUCCAGGCGGAUAGGAUGCUAUGCUUCCCUGUGAAAGGCGUUGAGGACAGCGUCAUUGCCCGCGUGUUCAUGCACGAGGUGCAGAACAGGUUUCGCGCUGCUGCUGCUGCUACCCAACCGCAUCAGGGAAUGGAAGAGCAGCCCUUUGAGCUGAGUGUGUUGGAAGCGGCCUUGUCCGCCGUCACAUCAUCACUGGAGGCGGAGUUCUUGCAAAUACACUCGGAGGCAACGAGCGCCCUGGAAAAGUUUGACUCGAGGCGCGACACCCCUGUUCACCGGGACGACUUUGAGCUGCAUCUACUUCGCGAUCUGCUCGACAUUACGCGCAGAUUGGCAAUCGUCGAGAAGCGGGCACGCCUCACCCGAGACGCCGUACAAGACAUCCUCAACGAAGACGAGGACAUGGCCGCCAUGUACUUGACAGACAACAAGGAUGGGCGGCCUCACCCGAAGCACGACCACCAACAGGUCGAGUAUAUGUUCGAGGCCUUCUUCAAGACCAACGACACGACCGUGCAGGACGCCACCUCCACCAAAGAGAACAUUCGGCGAACAGAAGAGGCCAUUCGCUCCAUCCUAAACGUUCGUCGAAACCAAAUCAUGAUUCUCGAGGCCAAGAUUGAGAUUGCCAUGCUCGGCAUGUCUUUGGCGACACUCGUCGCAGGCUGGUACGGCAUGAACGUGGUCAACUUCUUCGAAGAGAGCACGUUGGCUUUUGCCGUGCUCGUACUGUCAUCGUGGCUUGGUAUCGGCGUCAUCUGGAGGUAUGGCCUACGAAGACUGCGCAAGAUUCAAGGAAGCCGCUACUGA